Molecule: messenger RNA, 1462 nt
Organism: Boleophthalmus pectinirostris (great blue-spotted mudskipper)
Lineage: Eukaryota; Metazoa; Chordata; Actinopteri; Gobiiformes; Gobiidae
Gene: aimp2
Product: aminoacyl tRNA synthetase complex interacting multifunctional protein 2
Exons: 4
Coding region: 110-1078 (322 amino acids)
Cellular component (GO): aminoacyl-tRNA synthetase multienzyme complex
Source: RefSeq, a predicted model, not a curated record
CGCUACGGGCUGCACUGUUGCUGCUGCCUGUCAACAUCAGCCGCUGAGGGCAUCUGUGGCCAGGACCUAGUUAGAAAUUAAAGGGUCGUGCCAGGGUCCAAUCGUCACCAUGCCCAUGUAUCAGGUAAAGCCAGUGUGUGGCGGUCACAUAGAAGUUGAUUUACCCACGUGCAUGUACAAAUUACCAAAUAUCCACACGCAGGACGGGAACAGCUCCGUCUCCGACCACGCGCUCCAGAAUGGUGAACUGGACCCCGCUGUUAAAGCCCUGGAGGCUCGUCAAGAUGAGAUUAUGCGUAAACUGUAUGAGCUGAAAGCGGCAGUAGAGGGACUGGCCAAGACUGUGACCACUCCAGACGCAGAUCUGGACUUGACAGUCAGCAGCAGCUUAUCUUCCCAGAGCCCCACAGACACGACCUUCCAAAGCCCGGCUGACCUGGAAUUGCUACUGGGCAAGGACCUUGGUGCCCUUCGUGAUAUUGUAAUCAAUGCCAACCCUGCUGAACCACCUCUGACUCUGUUUGUGCUCCAUGGCCUGCUGUGCCAACGUUACCGAGUUCUGUCAUCUGUCCAUGUGCACUCCUCCGUAUCCAGUGUUCCGCCACAGCUCCUGUCCUGCCUCGGACCACGCCAUGCAGACAGCUAUGCUCGGCAACUAUUCCAACUUGGCUUCACGCUUAUAUGGAAAAAUGUUCCAAAGCUCCAGAUGAAGUUCAGCAUUCAAAAUAUGUGCCCUAUUGAAGGGGAAGCCAACGUAGCCCGCUUCCUCUUCAAGCUGCUCAGCGUUUACCCCUCUGACCCUGUAAUGGCAACACUGGUAGAUAGUUGGGUGGACACCGCUUUCUUUCAGCUGGCAGAGGGUGGUCCUAAGGAGCGAGCUACUGUUCUGCGUGCUCUUAAUUCUGCUCUGGGACGUAGCCCAUGGGUGGCUGGGGUCGACUUCUCUCUGGCAGACAUUGCUUGUUUCUGUUGUAUGCAAAAAAGUGUCCCUGCCUCCUCUGCCCCUGCUAAUGUCCAGCGUUGGCUUAAAUCUUGUGAGAAUCUAGGCCAUUUUAGCCCUGCAAAACUCCUUCAGUGACAUUAACUUUUCUUUACUUAGACAAUAUUGAAAAGUGGAAAAAGGGAAUUGGGAAUGAAACUUAUUUCUGCUAUGGGUUGCUACAAACAUUACCUUUCUAAACCAGAAGCAAGAUGACUAGUGUUUAUAACAUCUGAAAUGUGAAGUGAGUACAUAACUUACCAUGCUCCCUUUUUAAAAUCAAGUCAGAUUUAUGCAUUAGUGGAACCAUGGUAGUUUUUAUAGAUGGAGGCUGAUUUAAGGGACAGCCCACACACUAAAUUAUACUGAACAUCCACAUUGUGCCUAAUACAAUAGUGUGUGUGUGUGCGUUAACAUGAGAAGAAAACUUUGAAAAGUAAUAUUUGUAUUCUGAUGUUAAUAAAAUGUCUGAUUUGGUUUUGA